Molecule: messenger RNA, 387 nt
Organism: Parnassius apollo (apollo)
Lineage: Eukaryota; Metazoa; Arthropoda; Insecta; Lepidoptera; Papilionidae
Source: the annotation of a GenBank genome assembly
AUGCCCCAUGUCCGUGGUGUUGUAGCGGGCGGCGCCUCAGCUGAGCGCGUUGGAUCGUUGCAGAAUGAUGUGGAUGCACCGACGCCGCCUCAGGAGGAGACUGCCUCACUACACUCCGGGAGCAUCGCGCACAUCGGCAACUGCGAGUGUACGCCGUCCACCGCCAUCGGGGCCGCUUCGCCGCCCAGGAACUGCAGGGGCGCCCCGCUCUCCGGGAGCUGCGAGGUCACGGCCUGCUCUACGCUCGCCGGGAGCUUCGCGAACGUCGGCAACUUCACGACCAGCGGGAACUCUUGCGGGCCAGAAUUCCCCGCCAGGUCGCGUGCUUGCGGAGACGCCCUCGCCCGCACGGCUUCGCGACUCCCCCAGCUCGAGCCGAGGGCGUAG